UUUCAUCUCCCAGACCUAAUAAUUUCCAUUUCACCUUUUUUAAUUCCCUCUUUCUCCUUUCCAUUUUUCCCCAAAAGAGAGAUUUUCUUCAAACAAAACUAAUAUCAAUGGAAAGCAUCUCUCCGUCGGCACAAUACUAUUCGCCAUCGACCAGUCCGAACAUGGCAGAAAGAACGCCGUGGCACUCGCCCUUGCCGUAUCUCUUCGGCGGCCUUGCGGCGAUGCUGAGCCUAAUCGCCUUUGCGCUUGUCAUUUUAGCCUGUUCUUACUGGAACCUCUCUCGGCGAGACAGAGACAACGCUGAUUUGGAAACCGGCGACGCAAACGAAGCAAAAACCGGCUCGAAGAUACCGCCGGAGAAGGUUAACUACGACGACAAUGUUUUGGUCAUAAUGGCUGGAAACCAAAAUCCGACGUUCUUAGCUAGGCCUGUAUGCAUAAAAAUUUCCUCCGCAGUGGAAGCCCACAUCAAUGGUGAAUCGGAAGAGAAAGAGACAGCUGAAAAUUCCGAGAAAUCGAACAAAGUGCACGAUGGAGAAGUAAAUACAGCGGUUGAGGAAGAAAUCGAGUGAGUUUUUGAAGUAAAGUUGUACUGAAUUUUGAUCUCUGUGUUCUUGAACGAGAAAUUUUGCCCUAAGGGUUCUUACUGAGCUCUGUUUUUCGGCUUCUUCGUUCGAGAAAUUUGUAAAUUACAAUGGAAAUUAAUUAUUACAUAAAAUUUUUGUAAAA
Cucumis melo (muskmelon) is the source of this 729-nucleotide messenger RNA. RefSeq names its product protein GLUTAMINE DUMPER 5-like. Gene Ontology annotation, biological process: regulation of amino acid export. The transcript has a single exon. The record is from RefSeq and is a predicted model, not a curated record. Lineage: Eukaryota; Viridiplantae; Streptophyta; Magnoliopsida; Cucurbitales; Cucurbitaceae. The coding region runs from base 108 to 572 and encodes 154 amino acids.